Messenger RNA from Trichosporon asahii var. asahii CBS 2479, 924 nucleotides. RefSeq lists its product as uncharacterized. Lineage: Eukaryota; Fungi; Basidiomycota; Tremellomycetes; Trichosporonales; Trichosporonaceae. The record is from RefSeq and is a predicted model, not a curated record. The coding region runs from base 1 to 924 and encodes 307 amino acids. The transcript has a single exon.
AUGACUCUGACGUCUCCGGACGACCUCCCUUAUCGGCGCUCACCUCGGCCGCUCUCGCCGCCGCCCAAAUCCUCAUCCCCACCGAUGCUCAUCUCGCUUGGUCUCGACUCGCCCAAUGUCCCAUUGUACCACGCGACCACUCAGGCCUCGGUCUUAUUCCUCUUAGCGCUCCUCGAGCUCGCCCCGCCCCAUCUCCAUCGAUACAUUGAUCCGCCGCAACCCCUGCCGCCCAUGUUCGAGACCGACGGCACACAGAUGGACCUCGAGAGCCUGCUCUUCCUCUGCAAAGACGUUCUUUCCACCCUCUGUCCCGCGCUUCUCGACACUGACGGUUGGGACCAGCUCGUCGAGAAGGUGCUUCUGCUUCGCGAAGACGAUGACUCGGACUACGACAGCGACAUUCCGAUAUAUCAAUCUGACUGGGAGAAGCAGUGGGAGUACUCGGACGAGGAGGAAGACGAGCCUCUCCAAGAACUCAACCACUUCACGUCACAAGGGAGGGGAAGACAGGGCUUCAGCAGCAAUCGGUCCUGGGAGGUGUAUGGUCUGCAGGACGGAGACGUCAUCCGCGAUGAGUUCGAUGAUGUCGAGAAGGACGGAGAAGGCGACCCUGACGCCGACAAAGAGUGGCAUGACGCCUUGGACUCGAUCGGGUGCAUGGAGUUGGUCUCUCGGGCUUGCGAGAUGCUCGCUGAAUGGGUCGAGGAGAACGGCGAGCCGGUAAGCUUGAUACACAGCCGCGAGCUAACAGCAGUGCACACUCACUCCGGCCUUCGCAGACGAGGUGCACCGCCGCUCGGCACCAAUGCAACACUUAGCGGCCUUACACUGGAACGGAGUGCACAGGCUGAGGCGGCUGCCCGUCGGGAGCAAGGCGAUCGACUCUGCCUUUGCGUCGUGGGCGGUGCAGUAUGUCGAGCCUGA